AUGGGUGGAGACUCAGUACAAAAUGAAGAAAUGGAUCAGGGGGAUGAUGAGGACUGGCAUGACAAUGGAGUUGACUCUGGAGGAGAUGAUGAAGAUGAUGAUUUUCAGCAUGGUGAUGGGGAGGAAGGAAAUGAACCAGAUGAUAAUUACCAGGGAUUCAGCCUUGAAGAUGGAAAUCUUCCAAUUUAUCCAGAUGCACCCAUCACCAAGUCACAGAGUCUACUGCUGAUAGUGUCCUAUGUCUUGCGGCAUGGUCUUUCUGAUAGUGCUUUGGAUGAUCUUCUUUCUUUGAUGAAUAUACACUGUCCAAACAGUGUUCCUACAUCAAAGUAUUUGCUGUACAAGAGUGUUGAAGAUUCAAUGUACGAGGUUCACUAUUAUUGCAUGGCUUGCACUGCAUAUCUUGGCCCCGAGAAAUUGACAAGGAAUUGUACAAACUGCGGCAAUGAAUUCAGUGCAGACAUCUCAACUGCAGAGGCGGAUGCACCUGCCAGGUCUUUAGUGAGGAAUUCCAAACAGUUCAAUGGGAAGUAUGGAUGCGACUGGUGUAAGCAGGAAGGCACACCAAUACCAAAUGGAAAUGGUCCUCCCAUUCGUACUUACCCAUACAAUGGUGAAGCACUCCCAAGAACUGACGAUGAUCAGAGGAGAUUGUCAAUAGAGUCACAGAGAACAGGGAUGUGUCAGCAAGGUGUGAAGGUGUCAUGCAGUUACCACAUUAUGACUCUGUGA
Molecule: messenger RNA, 732 nt
Organism: Thalassophryne amazonica
Lineage: Eukaryota; Metazoa; Chordata; Actinopteri; Batrachoidiformes; Batrachoididae
Exons: 4
Coding region: 1-732 (243 amino acids)
Source: RefSeq, a predicted model, not a curated record